AUGCCCGACUUAUUCGACAACUUCUUUGGAAAGAUCUCACAGUCCAUCACUGGCAAGUCUCCCACCCACUAUGGUAUGAAUAACCAGGUCAAUUCAGGUAGAUUCUACAGUUACCACGAGAAUGGCACCAAUAACAAGUCGUGGAUGACACUGGCAGAAAUUAAAGAAUCCUUUGCUGAAGCAGACAACAUGCAGCAAGUAAAGCCCAGAAUGGGGUCUGUGAGUUCGAUGGACUCCGAGCCUAAAUCUCGGAAUAGCAGCAUUUCGGAGUAG
Messenger RNA from Sungouiella intermedia, 273 nucleotides. The record is from the annotation of a GenBank genome assembly. Lineage: Eukaryota; Fungi; Ascomycota; Pichiomycetes; Serinales; Metschnikowiaceae.